Sorex araneus (European shrew) is the source of this 1137-nucleotide messenger RNA. It is a transcript of the gene DNAJC30, whose product is annotated as DnaJ heat shock protein family (Hsp40) member C30. Bases 140 to 820 code for a protein of 226 amino acids. The transcript has a single exon. The record is from RefSeq and is a predicted model, not a curated record. Lineage: Eukaryota; Metazoa; Chordata; Mammalia; Eulipotyphla; Soricidae.
GACCGCCUCGGAACACGCAUGCUCCACCCCGCUCCCCGCCUCCUCGUCCACUCCAUUGGCUACGGCGUCGCGGCCCGUCAAAGUACGCGCGCCUCCGAUUGGCCGCUUCAGCGGGCCCCGCCCGCGAUAUGCAUUCAAGAUGGCGGCCAAAAGCGAUCUGAGGUGGCCGCGGGUGUUCCUGUGGAGGUUGUGGCAGAGUCGCGGGGUCGCGCCGAGCCCGGCCGGGGCCUGGGGUCCCGAGGCGCGGCCUUACUCCCUGGGCAGCGGCCCCUACUCGCGCACGGCGCUCUACGAACUGCUCGGCGUGCCCGCCACCGCCACGCAGGCGCAAAUCAAGGCGGCUUAUUACCGGCAGAGCUUCCUGUACCACCCGGACCGCAACGCGGGCAGCGCGGAGGCGGCCGAGCGCUUCACGCGCAUCUCGCAGGCCUACUUGGUGCUGGGCAGCGUCACCCUGCGCCGCAAGUACGACCGCGGCCUGCUCAGCGACGCGGACCUGCGCGGCGCCGGCGUCCGGCCCGCCCCGGCGCCCGCCGCCACCGCCGCCGCGGCCCGCGCGCCGCCGCCGCCCGACGCCCCGAGCCCCCGCGGGCAGCCAGCGCCGAGCGGCGGCCGCUCCAUGUUCGACUUCGACGCCUUCUACCAGGCGCACUACGGGGAGCAGCUGGAGCGCGAGCGGCGCCUGCGGGCCCGGCGGGAGGCCCUGCGCCGCCUGCGGGAGCAGCGGGCCCAGAAGGGCUUCGGCUGGGAGGACACCCGCGACGCCGCGGUCCUGUGCCUCCUGCUCUCCCUCUUCAUCCUGCUGGGCGUCCGCGUGUAGGGCCUCGCCCGGGGCCGGCGCCCGCCGCCUUCCAGCAUCUACCUCUCCCGGGGUCGGGACUCGGCGCUGCGCAGCCCCCCGCCCCUCCGCGUCCCCUGCCCCCGCCAAGAAGACCCCCGCGGAGGAAGAGGGCCCCGAAGACCCCGACGACGGGGUGGCUGCCGGAAGUCGCCGUCCUGACCGUGUGCCCUGCUGGACCGGUGGCCCCACGCCGGGCCCCCGCCUCCGUUUAGACUGCCGGGCCCCCGGGUGACCGCAGAACGUGCCAUGUGACCAGUUUGUGGGCUGCCAAAAAUAAUAAGAGUCAUGAAAACUGG